Messenger RNA from Microplitis demolitor, 1878 nucleotides. RefSeq names its product cell death abnormality protein 1. The record is from RefSeq and is a predicted model, not a curated record. The coding region runs from base 1 to 1878 and encodes 625 amino acids. The transcript has 9 exons. Lineage: Eukaryota; Metazoa; Arthropoda; Insecta; Hymenoptera; Braconidae.
AUGCCUUGUAAAAUAAAUGCAGAUUGCAAUGAUUUCAUAAAAAAUUCAAUGUGCUCAGAAAAAAAAGGGUGUCAAUGCUUAAAAGAUUAUGUUUCCAUUAAUGAAACAGCGUGUAUAAUACUUUAUGGUGCCUAUUGCUCGAGUGAUGAGCAAUGCUUACUUGAAAAUUCAUAUUGUAUUGACAAUGCAUGUCAAUGUAAGCCUGGUUAUAAACGUCUAGGAUCCAAAUGUGAAUCAAAUUGCAAUACAAUAAGGUUUUCAAAUUGUUCGAUUGAUAAAAAAUGUUCUUGCAAAGAUGAUUAUUAUAAACUAAAUGAGAAAGAUUGUGCACCAUUAUUAAGAGGGUUCUGUUUCCGAAAUGAAGAUUGUAUCGUUGAAAAAAGUAUAUGUUUUAAUGAAAAAUGCCAGUGUGAAUCUGGCUAUAAGUCUGAGUCUAAUAACAGAUGUAUACCAGUUUACUCAGAUAAAUGGUGUUACCAUAAUGAGGAUUGUAAUCAAAUACAACAUGCAAUAUGUUCUGAAGACAAUGUGUGUGUUUGUAUCAGCAAAUAUGAUCGAAUCAAUGAAACGGCAUGUGGGCCAUUGUUGAAAGAGUAUUGUGACAAAAGUACAGACUGCGCAACUGAUAAUUCUAUUUGUUCAGGCCACGAAUGCACAUGUGAUGAUUUUUUUUCUAGAGAAUCUAAUACUAGAUGUCUAGCAGAUUUUUUGGGUCUAUCUUGCAAAAUGAAUUACGAUUGUAAAAAUAUUAAGUACGCUAAAUGUUCAAGAGAUAAUCGAUGUGUUUGUCAUUCAAAUUAUAUCAAAGUGAAUAAUUUAAAAUGCGCACCUUACAUUGGAGAGUAUUGUGAACAUGAUUCAGAAUGUUUUGUCAAUGGAACUUUUUGUAUUAGAAAUAAAUGUUCACAUGAUCCCAGCUCAAUUUCUAAAGAUAAUCAAAAACAUUCGCUGCCUUCGUUAAAUGAACCGUGUAAGCAUAAUGCAGAUUGUAAUGAAAUAAAAAACGCGGUAUGUUCAGAAAAUAAAAAAUGUGUUUGUAAACCAUAUUACUCUCAAUAUAAUAGAACUAGGUGUACAUCACUAAGCCAAGACUUUUGUUCGAAAAAUAGAGACUGCUUAGUAGAAAAUUCCGCUUGCAUUGAUAACUUUUGUAAAUGCAAACCGAAUUUUAUUAAGGCCUCUAAUCAUUUAUGUAUAUUACAGAGUUCUGAAAAAUUUUGUCUCACAGACCAGGACUGCAGUGAUCUAUUACAUACAUACUGUUCGAAUGAUAGAAAAUGCGUUUGUGAAUCAAAUUAUUUUUCUUUUGGUAGUACGUGUCUAGUAAAGUUAAGACGUAGUUGUGACAAUUAUGAUGACUGUUUCGACCAAAACUCUGUUUGCUAUAUGAACAAUUGUUUGUGCAAGCCGGCCUAUGUUGUAAGAAAUUAUCAAUGUGAACAUGUUAUAUUGGGAGCACCAUGUAAACAGCACUCAGAUUGUAGUCUUAUCCCUAAUGCAGUCUGUUCAAACGAUCAAAAAUGUGUCUGUAAUGUGCAAAGUUAUGCAUUAAGUACAGUAGCAUGUGCACCGAUGAUUGGUGCAUCGUGUUCAUUUGACAACAAAUGCCAUUUCGAAAAUUCCGAAUGUUUUAGUAACAGCUCAUGUCAAUGUCUAACCAAGUUCGCUCCUGUAUCCGAAACCCAGUGUUUUCCAAAAAUAUUGCUGUCAGUUUGUGAAGUAAAUUUGGAUUGCGGAGAGCCGUGGCAUCACGAAUGUACAGAAGAUAAAAAAUGUGUUUGUAGGCAAAAUAAUAUUGCGAUAAACAGAUCGACAUGCUUGCCAAUUUUGGGGGCAAAUGUUGCCUGGUCAAAUGAUUUUUCGAAACAAAUGUUGUGA